AGAAUUAUUUAUGAAACUGUUUACAUCAUGUAUUCAGUAUAAAUGUUCGACUGUCAUUACCAAAUUUAAAUAAUUUUAAGAUUGGUCAAUUAAAACGGUUAAAGUCAGGAGCACUAUAUAGAAAUGUUCGUUAUCCUUACUAUACAUCUAUGGAGAUAUAUAUUUUUAUCAACCUACUGCCCCUUUACAUAAUUAAAGGGUGCACAUGUUCUACAAUCAUACCAUUUAGAAUGACCAAUCAUCCUGGCCUGCAUGACUGUAAGGUGUUUGGAGAUAACAGAAUAUUGGGACAAACGCAUUUGAGAAACAGUGAAGUUGUAGAAUCCACGCACAUUCCAUUAUAUGCGCUGUUUUGGUUAUAAGUAGAGGGCCACAGUACUACAGCUUAUAUACAUUUUGAUUUUUUUGCAAUUUGAGCUCAAACAUAAGAGGCUGCUUUUGUUCACACAGUGUCAAAGUCUUUGGCAGCAUGGUAGUUUUAAAGUGCAGUGAUUCCUAUAUUUGAACCCAAGACAAUGGAGCUGUGAAGUGGCAACACUAAAAAAUGUGUUACCACCCCACACUGAUAUUUCUGUUGAAAUUGAAAUUAGAAGCUGGAAUGAUGCACCAGAGCUACAGUUCAGAGGUCUGAAGUAUUGUAUGACCUUCCAUAGACCCAAGAAAGAGCUAGGAUUUGAGUACAGCCAAGAGGAUUAUGAGUGUGUGCUGUCCCUUCAUACAAGGAAAAGCAUGGAAAGUGUUAAAGAGGAGGUAAGCACAGAAGAGUCUUUCCAAAUUAAAGAGGAGGUUAAUGAUCUGGGGGCACCAGUCAUUAAAGAAGAGCUCCCUGAAAUAAAGGUUUGUGUUAACAUAAAACCAGAAGAGGUGCCCUUAGAUGAAAAGAGUCAUGAUCAGAAUAAAGAAAUCUCACCAAGGUCUUUGGAUUGCACUCAUCACACAUUUAAGGAAGAGUCUGACACUGAAGAAGUGGAUACCAAAAUCUCCUUGAUCAAGGAGGACUUUAAAACAUGUGAAAGUGUUUCCAGUCAGCAAACUCCAUGGUGGCUGACAGAAGAUAUAAGGAAUUUCAAAAAGAGACGAAAUAUGAUGAAAGACCAGACAAAUCAGGAAAGGUCCAAACAGUACAUUUGUUGUGAAUGUGGAAAGACUUUUAUUUAUCUGUCUGGCCUGAAGCUUCACCAGAACAGUCAUACAGGAAACAAACCGCACAGCUGUACUGUGUGCGGGAAAAGCUUCACUCGAAUAUCUGCUCUUAAGUCGCACCAGAGAAUUCACACUGGAGAGAAACCUUAUAGCUGUGCUGAAUGUGGCAAAUGUUUCAGUCAUUCUUUUAGCCUUGCGUCACACCAGAGAACUCACAAUGGUGAGGAACGGUACAAAUGUGUAGAAUCUGGAAGACUUUUCAGUCCUACAUUUGACCUUGAUACAAACCAUAGGAUUCGCAUUUGUCGGUCUUUAAGUUCAACGUUAAGCGAGCCGAGCCCUGAAACAUGGAUGUCUCUGUAAAGGUAAACACACUCUGGGGACAGGAGGUCCUGUGAGCAAUAAAUGGUAAGAAGGGCAUCAGAUCAUCAAUAGGAAAAAAAUAGGCCAGUGGAAAAUGGCCAUAUACCUCUUUGCAGGUUUUGAGAUACUGAGGACUAAAAACUUAUAGCAUGGCAAGAAAAACAGUGUUAAGUCCUAAAACAUGAGUAAUCUAAAAAUCACGACAAGUGAGGGAAGCAGCACUGACACCAGAAGAUGUAUCUACUAAAGACAAGCAGCCAGAAAGUAGUCUGUUGAUCCCACUGGCUGUUACUGGAAAUGGACGUACAUAAAUCGAGAAGAUCUAAAUAUAAGAAGACUAGUAUUGCACAUAUCUCUGUGUGUAUAUGUGUGUGUAUGUGUGUGUGUGUGUAUAUAUAUAUAUAUAUAUAUAUAUAUAUAUAUAUACACAAACACACACACACUAGGUGGCUUCACCCCCUGCUCACUAACGCCCCCGCCUGCGCUUCACGCCAGCAAAUUCGCGUCUCUGUCGCUUGUGUAUGUAGGUUUCACUUUCACCAACCAGCAAAACUUUUAAUUCUCACAGAUAGUCGCAGAUAUUGGGAAGGAACACUACUUUUCCUUGAUGAGCAUGAAUUAGAUGAGCUACAAGUCUCUGACUUAAAUUUUAAAGCCAAACAAUAUCUACAUACUUCUGUCAUAUCAGCUAUGUCCAUAUAUUCAAUCUCUUUUCAUUUUUACCUUUUCAUCAAUAUCGCAUUGAAUUUUGAUUCCGUGUUUUGAAUUGCAUCAUGACAACGCAACAUAUAACUGCCUGUGAGUGAAUAUCAUUUCUUUCUCUCUACAAGAAAUGUGUCUGACAAUAGCAUUCACACAAAUGAGAAAUGACUGAACUGUGUGCGGGGUUAUGUGGGCAGGACUUUUUCAAAUCUCUUUGCAUAAGCUCUUGUGUCGCGUGGCUUGAAAUUUUCCCUUGCUGGAUUUCACUUUCAUCAAGCAACAAAUCUUUUAAUUCUCACAGAUAAGCCUCUUCAUUGGGAAGAAACACUACUUUUUUUUUUUCCCCCGUGAUGGCAACACGAAUUAGACAAUCUACAAGUCUGUGACUUAGUUUAAAUCCAAACACUAUAUUCGAUCUCUUUCCCUGUUCUGUUAUUUCACAGAGUAAUAAUUUGUUUGUUUGCGCUAAUGCAAUCUUUCCUAUCCUUUUUUUGAGACUUGUGAAUUUUCAUACUUCCAUUAUCUCUAACCUGCUCUGCAUGAGUACUGCGCCAACAUUUUUGAAUUCUUUGCAACGUUCUACUUUGUUGUCUACUCUUUGUCUUUUAUUUCAGGCCCCGGGCGUGGUUAAAUCUUUUGGUACAAAGUCUCGUCUCGUGGGACAUGAAAGUGUCUCUGAGAAAAUCAUGUCUUAUGUUGCCAGCGGUUUAGACAUUAAUGGUUGUGUGUUGAGUUAUUUUAAGGGAACAGCAAAUUUACACUGUUAUACAAGCUGUACACUGACUACUUUACAUUGUAUCAAAGUAUCAUAUCUUCAGUGUUGCCCCAUGAAAAGAUAUAAUAAAAUAUUUACAAUAAUGUGAGGGUUGUACUCACUUUUGUGAGAUACUGUCUGUAUAUAUACACACACACAGUAGAACACAGUUUCUUAAUCUAUGUGUUGCGACUCACCAUUGUAUUUAUUGAAAAUGUUUUGCGAAGUGUCUCGCGAUGGAUUUAUGCUGGUGUAUUGUUUAAGCAAUCAACAGUGCUGCACUAUGAUAAUCAAGAGUGAUUCUCCAAUGGGGAAAACUAUGCCUGUCGGCAGUGAUUCUCUAAGGAAGAGCCCACCUCAUCUAAGAAUGUCGGUGAUGAUUCUAGAAGGGGGAUUAUCGCCCCUCUGCUAUGACUGUUGGUUGUGAUUCUCCCGGGGGGACACACCCCCUUACCAUCUGAAGGUUUUCAUGGACUGGGUUUUGAAGACACUAAGAAGGGCAAGAUUGGGUCAUGAGAAAAAAGUUUAAGAAGCUCUGCAAUAAAAGAUUCUUUACCAGGAACACCAAACCUUGGAAGUAUCUAACCCAGUUUUAUGGAGGGCUGUAGUGGCUGCAGGUUUUUGUUGAACUUGUCCUUGCUUAGCCACCAGCUAGUGCUGUGCUGCCUCUGCUGGUUAUUCUCUUUGACUUAAUUUGUCACUGCUUGUUUGAUUCAGAUGUUAACAUUUUUAAACUCAGUAAAACAAUACAUUAAG
Erpetoichthys calabaricus (reedfish) is the source of this 3718-nucleotide messenger RNA. Its product is annotated as putative zinc finger protein 286B. NCBI's taxonomy places the organism in Eukaryota, Metazoa, Chordata, Cladistia, Polypteriformes, Polypteridae. Gene Ontology annotation, molecular function: RNA polymerase II cis-regulatory region sequence-specific DNA binding; DNA-binding transcription factor activity. The transcript is spliced from 2 exons. Gene Ontology annotation, biological process: regulation of transcription by RNA polymerase II. The record is from RefSeq and is a predicted model, not a curated record. The coding region runs from base 640 to 1506 and encodes 288 amino acids.